AUGGAAACUGAUGAACGAUGCAGUGGACCUCAAUAUGACAAAGCAACACCUAAUAAGAUACUUGAUAACACCGAGUUGAUCACGGAUCCAAAAAAAAUCGCGAACAUUUUCUACUCCCAUUUCUCCCAAAUUGCCAACACUGUUAUCAAAGAAUCUGCACAUCACCAGCCUAAUUUCGAUGCCUUGCGUAAUUUUGUGGACACUCCACUUUGCAAAGACCACCAAUUUAAAAUUCCGCCUAUGACUUCUGAAUAUCUAUUGAAUGAGAUCAACAACCUGUUAUGUCACAAGGCAAAGGGAAUUGAUGCCAUCAACGUCCAUCUUCUCAAGAUCGACUGCAAUGAUCUCCUUCCAUCGCUUCUGUACCUCUACAACUCCAGCAUAACCUCAGGCAUCUUUCCAGACCAGUGGAAAAUUAGCAAAAUUACGCCGAUUUUUAAGAAGGGUUCACGUACGCCAAGUCAAAGAUAA
This is a messenger RNA of Paramuricea clavata, 471 nucleotides long. The record is from the annotation of a GenBank genome assembly. Lineage: Eukaryota; Metazoa; Cnidaria; Anthozoa; Malacalcyonacea; Plexauridae.